This is a messenger RNA of Ostreococcus lucimarinus CCE9901, 1346 nucleotides long. RefSeq lists its product with no specific name. Gene Ontology annotation, biological process: protein phosphorylation. The transcript has a single exon. The record is from RefSeq and is a predicted model, not a curated record. Gene Ontology annotation, molecular function: ATP binding; protein kinase activity. Lineage: Eukaryota; Viridiplantae; Chlorophyta; Mamiellophyceae; Mamiellales; Bathycoccaceae. Bases 213 to 1319 code for a protein of 368 amino acids.
GUUCGCCGCGUUCGCGCGCGCGUCCGCACGUCGCGACGCGGUCGACGCGGUCGACGCGGUCGACGCGGUCGACGCGGUCGACGCGGUCGACGCGCGCGUCGAUCGAUCGCGGGACGCGCGCGCGCGUCGCGACCUUUCGAAUUCAACGACGCGAAUUCGACGCGAAUUCGACGCGAAUUCGACGACGCGCGGCGAGCGCGAGGGCGCGCGUCAUGGGAUGCGCGCAGGGAACGCUGAAGCGCGCGGGGAGCGUGAAGGCGCGCGAUCGGUCGCUCGCGGUGAUGAAGUCGUUGUUUCCGGUGGCGUUCGUGGACGCGUACGAGGUGGAAUCCAAGGCGACGUUCGACGCGUACGGAGGCGCGUUCGACGUCGUGUCGAGGGAAGACGGGAGCGCGCGAACGGCGGUGUUGGCGCGGUUGAAAAAGCAGGCGGACGGCGAGAGCUUGACGAUAUCGCAGUUUUCCAUGGAGGAGUACGUGUUGCAGUUGUUGCGUCACGACGGCGUGGCGAGCGUGUACGAGAGCUUCACGGAGCUGCGAAAGAGACCGGCGAUGGGGGUGUUGAUCGUGGAUCGGUUGCGCGGGGCGAAACUGAUCGAUUACUUGCAACAGAAGGACGGGGCGAAGCUCGGUGAGGACGAGGCGCGGGAGAUCAUGGUGCAACUGGCGUCGGUGUUGAAGCACCUCGUCGACUGCGGGGUGACGUGUGGGAAUUUGGAUUUAGAUACGUUGGUGUUUAGAGAGGAAGAUAACAUGGAAUUAGUGGUGACGUCGAUGCGUUAUGCAUCGUUAGCGGGACACCCUUCGCCGUACGUCGUGGAGUACGGGACGUACGAGAUCGAGGAUGAGUUGGGACAACCGGUGACGCGAACGUUUCCAGAGGAUGCGCGAAAGUUACACUUCGCCGCGCCCGAGCGCUUGAAGCCGGACUCUCGAGGACGCGAUCGGCAACCGUCGGUGGAUGUAUGGUCGUUCGGCGUGAUCAUGUACACGUUAUUGGCGGGAUACCUUCCCUUUGAAGGCGAAGAUAGUCGAACGCUUUGCGAGAAAAUUCGCCAAGGCAACUUCACCGCCUUCAAGUACGACGUGGAGACGUGGGACUCCAUCAGCAUGGGCGCCAAAGACUUGAUCGCGGGAUGUUUGCGCGUCGACCCUCGACGUCGUUUCAACAUCGAGCGCAUUAUGAAGCACCCGUGGAUUAGAAAAUUCGAGGAUCCAAACGCGACGUUUAUCGCGCUCGGCAGCGAUCUCGGCACGCCGCCCCUUUCCUAUGUGAGCAAUUCUUCCGAUUACGACGACCUGCACUCUCCGAUGCAUUAACAAAACAUAGUCUCCAUAGAUCUACAC